GCUAUGAAAUCGUAGCCAAUCAUCUCUCCAUAGUCUCAAUCCAACAAAGGAAAAAACAUAUGCAGUCGAAAAUCAAAGCAUAUUUCAAGCCCCGCACUCCCAAGACCUUCGCCGCCUCUCCGAUCUCCGGCGAUUCGCCCUACGGCGGCAAGGAAACAAACAAGGAAUACCCAGGAACCACCAUUACCCACAAGCCCAGAACUUCCGAUCCGUGCGGAGAUGAAUCAAAUGGUGAAUUGUUGCCCAAGAAAAUUGGUUCAGGGAGUUCACUUCAAAAGAAUCUGAAUAAGAAGAGGAAGUAUGCCCAAUUUCAUUUGGAAUUGGGUCAGUCUGAUUUUCUACUGCACACUUGUAAAGUGUGCGGGUUCCGGUAUGCCACUGGUGAAGAAGGGGAUGAGAAGGUUCACCAAACAGUUCACAGGAAUUACACUCAGGGAAUCCCAUUUAAGGGUUGGCAAAAUGAAAGGAUCAUACCAAGUCCUUGUGAAGCAGGACGUAUCAUAUCGGUGUUAAAUGAUGACUCUCCUCCCUGGAGAAAUAAGGUUCAGGAAGUUGUAAAGAUGAUGGAGAUGGAACUCGGAGAUGGCUGGAUAUAUCAUCAACGGUGCAAGGUGUAUCUAUAUAUAUCCUCCCGAAGAAUUGCGGGAUGCCUGAUGGUAGAACCUAUAGAGAAGGCAUAUAGAAUUGUCUCUAGUUCAUCAGACAACGGCCCUAGUACUUUGGCUAAAACAGAACCAAGUCGGGAUUCACCAGUUCUGCAAUUUGGAGGGGUCAGUUUUCAAAGGGAAAAGGUCAGAAGAGACCCCUCUAAGGAGAAACACGAAGCUUUGGAUGAACUCCUAAAUGGAGUUAUCUUGUGUGAGAAAGAUGGCGUAUCUGCUUCAUGUGGCAUUCGAGCCAUUUGGGUCAGCCCUUCCAAUAGAAGAAAACACAUUGCUAGUUAUCUGCUGGAUGCUGCUAGGAAAACUUUCUGUGAUGGUGUAGUUCUAGAGCGGGCUGAGCUGGCAUUCUCUCAGCCAACUUCAGCAGGGAAGAAGCUCAUAUCCAGCUAUACUAAUACUUCAUCUUUCCUCCUCUACACUUCCUCCAUUGACUCAUAAUGAGUUCUGUGUGUAUACUCCCAUUAAAACCCACAGAAACUUUGGAGAUUGGGACCAGAUCAGGUGUGGAAAUGCACUCUUGUCUAACUUCAACUUGAUAGUGCAGUUGGUGUAUGACACAGUAUGAGGGCUAAAAUAAAUUCAAAUGUUAUUUUUGGAGGCUUACUCGAACGAUUGCAACAUGAAAUCGGCACGUAUUUGUACGAGUGCAUCGUAAAAUUAUGCUUAUUCAAGACGAGUUUUCAACAAUGCAGUCUGUACCG
This is a messenger RNA of Cuscuta campestris, 1363 nucleotides long. NCBI's taxonomy places the organism in Eukaryota, Viridiplantae, Streptophyta, Magnoliopsida, Solanales, Convolvulaceae. The record is from the annotation of a GenBank genome assembly.